AUGAGUAAUAACGAUGGAGAUGUAAUUGAUUUAACUGAGUCUUUUACGUUGAGUGAUCAUUGUUGUCUUGCUGAUCAAAUAAUAGAGAUAGACACUGAUGAAUCGUUUAGUACAAUUAUUAUAGAAAGUACGAAUGAUUUGCAAUCCGCGAAAAAGUCAAAAAAAAGUCGGGAAUCCACGCCAAGGGAAUUAAAUGUGACCAAAUCUGAUACCAGAAAAUCGAGCAGAUUUGGUAAUUGCCCUAUUUGUUGGGAAGAACUGGGUAAAAACCCAUUAGCUUCGACGAAAUGUGGUCAUGUUUAUUGUUUAAUAUGCCUUGAACGAAAUUUGUGCAUAGAAAAAAAGUGUCCUACAUGUCGGAAGCCAUUAAAAGGCUCUUCUGCAUAUCAUCCUCUAUAUAUUUAA
This is a messenger RNA of Parnassius apollo (apollo), 405 nucleotides long. Lineage: Eukaryota; Metazoa; Arthropoda; Insecta; Lepidoptera; Papilionidae. The record is from the annotation of a GenBank genome assembly.